Messenger RNA from Oryctolagus cuniculus (rabbit), 1052 nucleotides. It is a transcript of the gene DPM1, whose product is annotated as dolichyl-phosphate mannosyltransferase subunit 1, catalytic. Gene Ontology annotation, molecular function: dolichyl-phosphate beta-D-mannosyltransferase activity. The record is from RefSeq and is a predicted model, not a curated record. Gene Ontology annotation, biological process: protein O-linked glycosylation via mannose; dolichol-linked oligosaccharide biosynthetic process; GPI anchor biosynthetic process. Gene Ontology annotation, cellular component: endoplasmic reticulum membrane. Lineage: Eukaryota; Metazoa; Chordata; Mammalia; Lagomorpha; Leporidae.
GCGCCUCGCGCAGUUCCGCCAUGGCCUCCACGGAAGGGAGUCGGGCGCUCCCCGGACCUCGGCGCGAGCCGGCGGGACGCGGGCGGCGACAGGACAAGUAUUCCGUGCUCUUGCCGACCUACAACGAGCGUGAGAACCUGCCGCUCGUUGUGUGGCUGCUGGUGAAAAGCUUCUCCGAGAGUGGAAUCAACUAUGAAAUUAUAAUCAUAGAUGAUGGGAGCCCAGAUGGAACAAGAGAUGUGGCUGAACAGCUGGAGAGGAUCUACGGGUCAGACAGAAUUCUUCUGAGACCUCGAGAGAAGAAGUUGGGGCUAGGAACUGCAUACAUUCAUGGAAUGAAACAUGCUACAGGGAACUACAUCAUUAUAAUGGAUGCUGAUCUGUCACACCACCCAAAAUUUAUUCCUGAAUUCAUUAGGAAACAAAAGGAAGGGAAUUUUGAUAUUGUCUCUGGAACUCGCUACAAAGGAAAUGGAGGUGUCUAUGGCUGGGAUCUGAAAAGAAAAAUGAUCAGCACUCUUGAAAAUAUUUCUUGUUUAGAAAUUGUAUUUUAUGAAGAAAAUUUGGAUGUUUUGUUUGGCAGCCGUGGGGCCAAUUUUAUUACCCAGAUUUUAUUGAGACCAGGAGCAUCUGAUCUAACAGGAAGUUUCAGAUUAUAUCGAAAAGAAGUUCUACAAAAGUUGAUAGAAAAGUGCGUUUCUAAAGGCUACGUCUUCCAGAUGGAGAUGAUUGUUCGGGCCCGGCAGCUGAAUUACACCAUUGCUGAGGUUCCAAUAUCAUUUGUGGAUCGUGUUUAUGGUGAAUCCAAGUUGGGAGGAAAUGAAAUAGUCUCAUUCUUGAAAGGAUUAUUGACUCUUUUCGCUACUACAUAAAAGACGGUUGCUCCUUUGUGCUUACCAUGUUCAUGUGAAUGUAAGCAAGAGAGCAGCCUGAUUACUGCUGUCUGUAAAUGUACUCUUAGAGCAUGAAGCAGAAGGGAAGGUGAAUCCCAUGCAGAUACAUUUUGUGGAAAAGCUCCAUUUUAUACUAAAAAUUAAACAAUUUCAAAUUUA